Molecule: messenger RNA, 840 nt
Organism: Saccharomycodes ludwigii
Lineage: Eukaryota; Fungi; Ascomycota; Saccharomycetes; Saccharomycodales; Saccharomycodaceae
Gene: ASG7
Product: Asg7p
Exons: 1
Coding region: 1-840 (279 amino acids)
Source: RefSeq, a predicted model, not a curated record
AUGAGUAGCGCUUUAUUUUUGGAAAUACCAACAACAUCAUUAGUCGAUAGAGAGCAAAUAACAGCUACUUAUAGAUGCGAAUGCAAAGCUUGUGGCAAAUCAAUCCAGGUUGUUCCAAAAUUAUUGAGGUUUUACAUCUAUGGGUUUAUAUUGCCAUUUUUUUGGAUAUAUGUUAUUUCCAUUUAUUUGUACAAUUAUCAUUUGAUCAAAAUAUUUAUUAAGAUAAAAAUUAUAGAAGAACAUUCUAUAGGUGUAAAAUUCCCUAAAAUCAAAGAUUUCCCCACAGACUAUGAAUUCCAAGAGUCAUACCAAACGAGACUAAAAUAUACAAUUCCUGAAAAUAUUAUCCAUGAUUUGAAUUAUAUUGAAAAUUGCAACAAUAACAAAAGCCACAAGACUAUUAGUACUAAACAAAAGCUGAGUGAAAAUAAAUUUAAAGAGGAAUAUGAUUAUUCAAAACAGAAUGUAGUAAGACCUGGUACCAUAAUGGUGGAUAAUUUACAUUUUACAGAUAAUUUAUCAGCUGAAACAUUGAAAAAUGAAAAUGGUCUCUAUUUGGAUGUUGAUGGCAUCAAUGCGACUGAAAAUGAGGUAUUUUAUAAAAGUACUAAAGAUAAAAACAAUUGCAAAACAAAGGAAGACAGCGAGGCGUUACAAACAUUGGACAAUAAUGAUUUAAACUUGAUGAAAAUUAAUUAUGGGUUAAAGAUUGCUAAUGAGGUUAUGGAAUACCAUGAUUAUUUGCAUAAUUGUCAUUUAAAAUGGGUUAUAAAUUGUUUAGUUAGUUUAAUUGGUUAUAUAGUUUUAGUUAUUAUGAUUAUUUGUUUGAUUGUAUAUUGA